AUGGCUGAUGCGUCAAUUCUCACUAACAUUGGGGACCGAGUUAGGGUGAAGGAGAAGGCUCGUGAGUUCGGUCUUGGUAUAUUGCAGGAAAUACCCAAGAUUCUCCGACACAUCUCCAACAGCAGUCACAAGCAAGAUGUGAGAGACUGGGAAAUCAACCUUCUAAAUUUGAAGCGUACAUCUCUGUCUCGGGAAAUUCUUGUCGGCGUCCAAGGCGAAACAGGUCUAGGGAAAAGCUCCCUACUCAAUGAGCUUCUCCGAAGCGAAAUUGUUCCAACGUCACAGGUGGAGGCGUGCACAGCAGCCGGCCAAGAUCACGUUAAGAGCUGGGCGACUGUCGAAGCUGAGCUCACUGGCCUCAAGGAAGAGAUUGCUGAAUCAGACAAUCAACAUGAAGCUCAAGAUGACGACGAUGCAGACCACAGCGAAAGUUGUAGCUACUACAGUAAACGGAACAUCGACAUGGUUUGCGCUUGGUCUGGUCUGAAGGAGGAAGACAUCCGAAAUCUAUCGCCGAUUGAGAUCAUGCAAAGGGGCAAUUUCAAUAAUAUUCGCAAUCGAGGACUCCGGCUACCUACCGACGAGAAAACUUGCAGCAGAAUCUAUUCAGCCCCCAAUGCGAACAAGUUCAAGAAAAUUCUCAGGCCUUUCGCGGAGAGCAUGGACCUGAACUCACACCGAACUCAGUACUGGCCGUUAGUCGAGCAGAUCGAGGUAUACCUGAAGGCUCCGAUUCUCCGUCAUGGAAUCAAACUCGUUGAUCUUCCCGGCACGCAAGAUGCUCUGUCAUUCCGGGCAGAGAUUGCUGAGACGUUCCAAGAUCGACUGGCGAAACAGAUUGUCGUUUCUCCGGCGUCCCGAGCAGGAGACAACAAGGCAGCCGCAGACCUCAUCUUCACGGAGAACGAUUUAAUGAAGUUCCAUUUAGACAACAAGUUCAAAGAUGAUUCUCUCUGCGUCGCGAUCACAAAGAUCGACGACAUCCAGACUGCGAAUGCCGCGGAGGAGUUCCCGACCAGAGAGAUCAUAGAGCUACAACAUCGUCUGAGAGGUGCACCGUCAGAAGAGUCUGAAGAUGACGAGUUCAACUCUGAGGCCGAAGACUAUACACGAGUGUCUGUGAAGAAGAAGGGCGGCAGCAACAAACGCAGACAUGCCUCUGGUGCUUCGAGAGAUGGCAAGAGACAGAAAGUUGACUCCUAUGAAGACGACGAGUCCAUGACGACGCAGCUAGUUGAGGCCCAAUUAGAAGAGGACCAGGCGAUGGAAGAGGGCGAGUCUCGAUUGAAGUAUCUCUGCAUUCAAGAACGGAACCGCAAAAUGGUACGGAACGUCGUCGAAAGCCUGCUGAAAGCAGCAAAAAGCCACGCGUCAUCGCAAGCAAUUGCAUCGUCCUUACCCGCGGUCGUUCCUCUAAGCAGUCACGCUUACAACGAGAUGAAGAAAGGCAAGAAUGCGACAGGUUUCCCGACCCUCGAGUCGACUGGCAUCCCGGCCUUGGGCAAUUGGCUUACCGAUACGUCUCUUCCCAUCAGGGAAGCAUGGGUUGACAGCGACCUGCACCAUAUUCAGGUGCUCUUCGACGCAGUUCAUGGAUGGACCCAGGAUGAGUUCAAUACUUUGCCCUUUCUCACCAAAGAUGAGAAGAAGAAAGUUCGACAAGCAGUCCGCGAGGUCAAUGAUGACUUAAAGGAAAUCAUAAAGAAGGUGAGGAUCAAGAUCCAGCGCCAGUUAAUCACCAUGAAACCAUUGCGGAAGAAGAAUCUGGUAAAAACCUACGUCAAGAUCCACGAGAACGGGGAAAAUCAAUUGGAAAGAUCAUUCAACAAUCUCAAGCUUGCCGUCAAGGCGUGGGAAAGAAAAAACCCAAGAGGCCAUGCGUCUUCUGCAGGUAAACAUGAGAAGGUGCAUUGGGGUACCUACAAGGCUUCUAUUAGGAGACACGGCGGUCUUUAUAGAACUGUUCCCAAAAAGGGCGCAGCCCGACGCACUUUCAACUGGAUGGCCGACGUGCACACAUCAUUCUGGCGAGGCCACCACGAGAAGUGGCAAACUGCAUUCUCGCGGAACUUCCCCACACUCAAAGACAAGGUCAGGGGAACUGUCCACCUCGCGUUCGAUCAAUGGAUCAGAAUCUUACUAGGCAAUGAGGAGCUUCCGACCUUAUUCCGGGACAUGGUCAGGAAGAACUCUUACAAAAUGGAGAACGUCUUCCUGUUCUUCAUAGACAAGAUUGUGGCUAGCAUGGACAACCUUCGCGGGAAGGCUUUGCGGAUGUCAAAGGUUGACGUUCUCAAUACUCUGACCAAGGAGAUGAAGCCGGGUUUCGAGGCCGCGCUCAGCAAGAAGGGCCCAAGUAUCAUGAAGAAGCAGUCCGCGGAGAUAUCUGAGCACGUGGAGAACAUUGGUUUCGGCAUGUUCGAAAUGGUCCGCGAUGACCUCGAGGUAAAACUCCGAGACGAGGUUCAUCAGUUAAUGCUUGCAACCCGGCGUUACUGGCAAGAUCCCAAGGAGGGUUGUGGAGUGAUGAUGCACAAGGAAUUUAAGCGCAUUUCUACCCGUCUUUGCGCCAACGGAGCCAAGAAGAAUGAUGAAGGGACGGGCAUCGACGAAGCGACGGAGAAGACACUCGUCGAUAUCAUUGACGUGUGGCGAAAGGAGUGGCAGCAAGUUGAAGCGCAGCUUCCUCAGGCUGCGCCCUUGGUCGCAUUCGAUGACAACGACGAUGACGAUGAUGCGGGCAAUGAGUUUGCCAAGGAGGACGAGAUUGCUCUUAAGAUGGAGCCUGGUGUUGGCGAGGAUUAA
Messenger RNA from Colletotrichum fioriniae, 2805 nucleotides. The record is from RefSeq and is a predicted model, not a curated record. NCBI's taxonomy places the organism in Eukaryota, Fungi, Ascomycota, Sordariomycetes, Glomerellales, Glomerellaceae.